AUGUCCGAAGAGCUCAACUUCAACGGCAACGAACUUGUCCAGUUCCAAACAAUAUUUGUUGUAGGCAAUGUAUUAGGCCUCGUCCCGUUCAUCUACCUCUUUCCACGAGUGCCCAUGCACUAUUUGGUGCCUACCUUAGACCUUGGCUGGGGAAUAUUCACUCUUUUGCAAUACCGCGCACAGAGCUAUGGGGAAAUUAUGGCCUACCGGUUCAUGGUCUCCAUCUUCGAGGCUUCCUAUUUCCCUGGUGUCGAUUUUGUGUUGGGCUCUUGGUACAAAUCCGACGAGAUCGGCAGGCGAGGCGCUGCGACAACCUAUCUGGAUGGACAUAGCGGAUUGCCGGGUUGGAGAUGGCUCUUCGUCAUCAACGCGAUAAUUACUCUUCCACUUGCCUUCAUCGGUUACUUCAUUUGGCCCGGCACGCCAGCAAAGCCCAACAAGCUCGUGAUAAGUGAGCACCAGCUGGCGCUGGCCAGGUCUCGAUUGGAAUGCCAAGGUUCGGUCGUCAAAAGCGUCCCCUUCUCUUGGUCACUGCUUAAACGAAUCUUUAAGAACUGGAGAUUCUAUAUCCUGAUCCUCUGGGACGUGUUCUUCUUCAACACCAGCGCCAACACAGCAGCCUUCUUGCUGUGGAUCAAAAGUCUACAUCGGUAUGACAUAGCCACGAUGAACAAUCUUUCCGCUAUCAGUCCAGCACUGGGGAUCUUCUUCGUCCUCUUCAUCAACUUCAGCGCCGAUCUAUGGAUCUCGCGAGCUGCAGCUAUUACUCUCGCUUCAGCUUUUAACUUCACCGGGCUCGUGAUCCUCGCGGUCUGGAAUGUCCCCGAGGCCGCGAAGUGGUUCGCCUUCAGUGUUUCGCAUUCGGCUGUGGCUGUCUCUUCGGUGCUCUACGGCUGGGCCAACAUCAUCUUGAAGGACAACAUCGAAGAGAGGGCAUUGACGCUUGUGCUGAUGACUGCUAUUGCCACGUCAACCAACGCAUGGAUUCCAUUGUUGAUUUAUCCGACCGUGGAGUCGCCACGGUUCCCUAGAGGCCACGUCUACUCGGCUUGCAUGGUCUUAUGCCUUGUUACAAUGACACAUAAUAUCCUACCUUUUUGGAAGCGACGGACAACAACGAUCAAAGACCGCACAAAGACUUAUAGAGGUCGAGCCAGAGACUGA
Molecule: messenger RNA, 1164 nt
Organism: Diaporthe citri
Lineage: Eukaryota; Fungi; Ascomycota; Sordariomycetes; Diaporthales; Diaporthaceae
Exons: 5
Coding region: 1-1164 (387 amino acids)
Biological process (GO): transmembrane transport
Cellular component (GO): membrane
Molecular function (GO): transmembrane transporter activity
Source: RefSeq, a predicted model, not a curated record